AUGUCUGAAAAAUCUGUGAUAAUUUCCGUAGAAGAUGAAGUCAAAUCACAUAAAAACAUAAAUUCUAGCUAUGAUAUGGUAGCAAUAUCGCCAAAUGCAAAAUAUAUUGUUGGGUAUAAUCAUAUUGACAAACAAAUUGUUGGAUGGAAUAUUCAAGAUAUCAAAGAAGGAAAAAUAGAAUCAGAUGGCACAGCUAAACCUUAUUGUGUUGAACAAGAAAAUAUUAACAACUUGUGUGUUUCUGAUGAAAAUAUAGUAGCAUUUAGUUAUAGAGAAAAAGAAUUUAAAAUUAUUGAUAUGAAAAAUCAGGAUCAAACAAUAAAAUUAGAUUUAAGGUCUAAUUUAUGCAACCUUUCUUUUAAAUUCAAUUUAAAUAAUGAGUUCAUCCUUCUUGAAUUUCCCUUUAUUCGGGUUUAUUCAACACAAACUAAAGAUAACAAAUGGAAGUGUCAAAAGAAAUUUAAACAAAUCUAUUUAACGGAUUUAAUAGAUAUAAUAUCUGAUAGAAUUUGGCUACUUAUGGAGUAUAAGCCAUACAUAAUUGAACUUAAUAUUAAAACUGGUAAUACUAAAGUUAUUUCCAAAAACUUAAAAGGGGUUAAAACGGAAAAUAUUAGAAUUUCUAGUAAUAAUAAGUUUACUUGUCUGAAAAUAAAUGAUGAAAUUAUUGUUUAUUUGGAUGAACUGAACAUUCCUAUUGCGUCAUUGGAUUCAAAUAAAGACAUACGACUAUAUAAAUUUAUGAAACAAAAUACCGACUUACAUUGUUUAUUACUCUCUUUAUUUGAUGAUAUGUCGAAAAAUCAAACUAGGAUUUCUUGCUUAAAUCAAAUAACGAAAGAUCCAUUAUUAAAGAAUAAUAAAACUUGGAAUUCUUUCUUAAACCAAUUAACGAAAGAUAAUUCGUUAUUAAAGAAGAAUUUACAACUUCAAUAUUUUCAGAACCAUUUAUUUGUAAUAGUAGACGAUUCCGUUCUCAAAAUUGAAAUUAAAUUGGAUUUAGAUAUCAACUCUUAUACUUUAGAGGAAUUACAAAUGUAUGAAGAUGAAGAAAAUUGGUUAACAUAUUUCGGAAUCGAAAGGCUUGAUGAAGAAACAAAUAACUUUAAUGUUAAAUAUGAACACCCGUUGAUUCACAAUAUGGAGAUUCCCUCGAGGGAUGUUUUUAAAGACAAUAAGAAUGAGCUGCAGAAUAUUGAAGUAAUGGGUUAUAGUAAAGAUGGACAUAUCGAAUUAGGUGUUCAUAUGAAAGUUAAUGAACAUGAAGCUGUUAAUUAUUUUAUAAAGAUUAAUCUUAGAGAAAAUUUUUCAAUAAUUCAAUUUGAAUUUCUUAAUGAAUUUAACGAUCUUGGCGUAGUAACUACUAUUGGAAUUUUUAUCUUUCAUUUAAAUGAAAGUGGAAAAAAUGAAAUUUCAUUAAAAUAUUUUUAUAAUAACACUUGGAACGAUAAAACUGACGUGGAUUAUGAUAGGAAACUAAUUAAUGGAUGGAUCUCAUACUUAAACGAUGAUAAAAUAGAUUUCCAUUAUAUGUUUUUGAGUAUUAUUACUGAGACUAUGCCAUUAUUGAAGGAACAAUAUCCUGAAUAUCUUACAAGAUAUUCAUCGGAUACAAACAUGAUAAUAAAUUCUAUGGAUUAUCAGGUCGAUGAAAUAACAGAAAAAUCAUAUCUUAAUCCUUUUACUGACACUACGGUUAUUAAAUAUAAUGAUCAGUUGGAACCCGCAUUUAAAUUUUUUAUUCCUUAUAUCAAAUUUGAUAAUUAUCCACAAGAAUAUAGUUGGUGGUGGGAAUUAAUUAAACCUGCACCCAGUACAUUUGUGGAAACCAUAUCUAGAGAUAUAUAUAAGACAAUGAAUGGAGAAGCUUUAAUUAUUUUCAAAUGGAAUAAAUAUGGAAAACUUUACUAUUCAAUUAUAUGGGUUGGAUUUAUUGCUUUACUUGAAUGCUUUACUAUAGCUGCAACAUUUUCUGAAGAAUUUAUACCUCAAAAUAUCAGAAAACAACUAUUGCUUGCCUCAACGAUUCUUGGAUUUGUUCAUUUAACUUUUGAAAUACGUCAAUUCAUUUAUAGUCCCUUAAAAUGGGUUCGUGAUGUUUGGAAUAUAUUGGAUUUAACAGCAUAUCUUCUUACAAUUGAAGAUCCUUGGAAUAUUACAACUACUUAUUCUAACUCCGAUCAAAUAGGGUCAACUAAUCCUAAUCCAUUCAUAAUUCAAAUCCCCGAUGCAAAUACAAACAUGUUCAGUGGUUAUGCAAAGGAUUUUAGUUUACCAAAGUAA
Messenger RNA from Funneliformis mosseae, 2283 nucleotides. NCBI's taxonomy places the organism in Eukaryota, Fungi, Glomeromycota, Glomeromycetes, Glomerales, Glomeraceae. The record is from the annotation of a GenBank genome assembly.